CAGAAAAGUCAAACAUUGGCAUUGAAAUCAGUAAACAUCUGUAGUAUUUAACGUAACAACGCCUAAGAUAUCGCUUCAGUUAGCGAAACAUUCAAGAGUAUUAUAGUGUGAAGUGCAACACUCCAGUUUUAAUUCAAUAAUGAGCAAGUUGAAGAUACUCACCCCUGAACAGAAGAAAUGUUGGCAAGACAACGGUUAUGUGAAGUUAACCAACGUUUUUGGACCGAAAGAGUUUCAAGAAAUUGAAGAUGAAUAUAAUCAUUUGUUCAGUCAAAAGCAGAAAGAAGUUGGUGAUGGUCUUGAGGCAGUGUGGCAUGGAGACGAUAUGAAGAAGCUUUCUUCUAACAGAAAAGUAACUGUCAAAUCGAUCCACAACCUUCAAAUGCACAGUGCCGUCUUCACCCGCCUGCUCAUGAACAACAACUUGCUCGAUGCUUUAGAAGACAUUAUGGACACCAAAGAUAUCCUUCUGCACCACACCAAGGCUCACAUUAAGCCCCCAGAGAAGGGCGCCCCCUACUUAAUGCACCAAGAUUACCCCUAUUUCCCGCACAAGAAGCACACCAUGUUGGCUGUGUUUGUUCACCUUGACGACACAACCCCUGAGAAUGGAGGGCUGUGUAUCUAUCCGGGAAGUCACAAACUGGGCCCGCUACCAAACAAGACAACCAUUGAUGUUAAGGGUGAGAAGUAUCACUAUGUGGAUCCUGAAAAAUACCCGUUGGAUGACGCUACCCCUGUUGAAGCGAAAAAAGGAGAAGUCAUCGUAUUUUCGUACCUGACCCUCCACGGAUCGUAUUUGAAUCUGUCCAAUAGGCCUAGGCGAAUGUUUUUGGCUCAAAUAAGGGCUGCUGAUGAUGAACCUGUUGACGAUGUGCACAAGUCUCCUUGUCAAGGGUUCAAUGAGCCAAAGUCUAUCAAAUUAUGAAAUCCGUUAUAACCAGUCAAGUUCAAAAAGCUUUCGAGUCGUUGUUCGUCCAAAAUACGGACACAGUUACUUUGAAAGGAGACUGUUUAGUCAACUUAGGAGAAAUUCUGAAAAGUCUCUUUACAGAGAAUUAUCCUUUAUACGGUUUCCGACGUGCCGUCGGGCAAGGUCAAUACGUACAAAAAGGGCUUUUGCCUUUACUUAUAUACGUCAAGGAUGACACUAACGAUAUCAAUAAAUCCACAAGGAUCUUAGAUGCAGCUAUCGAAACAUUAAUAAAUCUCACCAUUCCUGUAGAAUAUUUGUUACCUGUAGAAAGUUUAGAUGAUGAAGAUGGUCAAGAUAUUGUCCAUCAGCUAAAUAAGCUAUUAACGUCUGUUAAAGAAGUAUUUAUGGACAGCAGAACUACCAAAGCUAUUCUGGACCACAUAAAGUUCGUAGUAGAAGCAGAUUCUCAGCUAAACAUUGAGCAAUGUGAAAGUAUUAAUAAUUGUCUACUGCUCCUGAGAAAUAUUUUGCAUAUACCGGAAAAUAAAAGUCCUGCUCCUAUAGGCUGUAUGACUCAUUCCAGUAUGCAAAAUAUAAUUAUAUGGAAUCUGUUUGCCCAAGGGGUUGAUAAGCUUAUCAUUUAUUUGAUGGCGUGUCCACAAAAGAUAUACUGGGGCGUGUCUAUCGUCCAACUAAUCGCGUUGAUGUACAAGGAUCAACACGUGGGUACAUUGCAAAAACUGCUGAACUUGUGGCUGGAAGCAUCGUACAGUGACAGCAGCGAAGACAAUGAAAGCAACACGUCACCGCCGGACCAAGGAAGCGGGGACGACUCGUUCCCUAUCAUUACCUCUGAUCCCACUUCUGAUUCUAGCGAUAACGGCGGCAAUGAUCGCGCUCAGCGUGACCAGCAUAGCGGCCAUAACAAUAAUGAUCCUUGUGAGGAAACUGCCAACGCGCCUGAGAAAACAAAACCUAAUUCGACAGAUAUUGUAAGAGGAGGAAAAGGUAGAUGUAGAAAUUUAACAAUGACCAAACGAAAUAAGAGUACAGAAACUGAAAACUAUAGCAGCAGCAGUGGUAUUUCUUCUAUGGGACAAAGUACUGAAUCCAAUGGCAUCUCAGCCUCACUGGAGGAAAUCGACGAGCAAAAGAUAGAAGACCAGCAACCUCCACAGUCAGGACAAGUCUCAUCUCCACCUCCAAUUUGUCCAUCUUCGGUGUCGUCUUCAGCACCAUCUGUUGGUCCGUAUCCGGUAGCUUCUGUUGCAUCGCCAUCUAAAAAGCCCAAAUGUUUGUCCUCGCAAAGCGAGAUAUCUGAUUGUGGAUAUGCCACCCAAGUUGAGAACCAGGAGUCUAUCUCGACCUCCAGUAACGAGGACGACCAACCUCAUCAAAAGCCCGUCCACCAAAAACCGCACACGUUUCAAAAGACCAGGUAUAAUACUGGAAAAGGUAGAGCUACUACUGCAUUGGAGAAGAAAGAGUUGCGUAGAAAAAAGCUGGUGAAAAGGAGCAAAUCGCAUAUCAUCAACAUGAAAGGCCUCCUCCAUCACCUUCCAACCGACGAAGACAUCUCCAACAUCCUGAAGGAGUUCACGGUAGACUUCUUGCUGAAAGGGUACGGCAACCUGGUGGACAGCCUUUACAAGGACUUCCUAACCAACAUCCAUAUUCAAAUGGACACCUCGCACUUUUUCUGGUUGGUCACUUAUUUUCUGAAGUUCGCCACUCAACUUGAAGUCGAUCCGGAGCACAUCAACCCGGUACUGAGUUACGAGGUACUCUCGUAUCUGAUUUUUCAAGGCGUUUGGGUGUACGAAGAACUAGAGAUCUGUUGCAACAUACCCGAUAUGGACUUGAAACCUUGCCUCAGGAGACUGCAUUUGGUUGUAACGGCUAUUAGGGAGUUUCUCCAAAGUGUAGACACGUACAAAAAGAUGAUCCAUCUAAGCGACGCGGACAGAGAAAACGUGAUGAAACUUCAAGGUCAAAUAAAAAAGAUGGAAGACCUCAAAAUGCUAUUCGUACUUUUGCUGAGGCAGUACAAUCCUCGUAUACAAAGCAGACAGUACUUGCAGGACCUCAUCUUGACCAACCAUUAUUUUUUGAUUUUCUUGGAUAAUGCAUGCAAGUCUUCAGAGCUGACCAACUUCCACAUGGUGAAGCAUCUGAAACUGUUUGCAACAGUAGAAAUAAUGAGACAGUAUGGUUUGUUGCUUGAAAAUUUUAAAGAGAACGGGGAAUUCGUAAAUAACUGCAUUUUCACCAUGAUGCACCAUAUUGGAGGAGAUUUACAAAAUGUCCAUACACUUUUUCAGCCGAGUAUUUUGAAGACCUUUUCACAAAUUUGGGAAACCGACUACGAAAUAUGUGAUGAUUGGUCUGACCUCAUCGAAUAUGUCAUCCAUAAAUUCAUGAACACUUCAAAUACACAUUGCCCAGAAAAUGGAAACACCUCAGAAACUUUGCACAACGAAUUGGAUGACUUGGAAGAUGUGCACAACUUGUUAGAUUCAAAUAAUAGUAACUCAGACUGGACCACAGAAGAGAAAGAUGAUCUGUUGCAGUACUUCAACCAAAAUGGAGAUGAGACUGACGCCAUUGCAGAAAUAUCAGAUAAGUACGACCUCGGUGAGGCGCAAACCAGUAUUACCAAAGAACUCCCGGAAGAGAAUAUUAUCACCAAAACAGACUAUGAUGAUUUGAUGAAAACUAACAAAGAUGAGCAAGACAUUUCCAGCGAUAACGGCAAAAAUGAAGAAUCUGCGGAAAAAGAGAAAAUUUCAAACGAAAAACACGUGGUUGAUAAUGAUAUUAAAGUUUUGAAAGAAUAUCUUUAUAAGGAGAAUAAGGAAAAGUAUGUUACAUGGUUGCAGAAUGUGUUGUUAGAAACUUGUUUUGUCAAGUUGGUAUUAACGUGUCCUGAGGACUUCAAAGGCGAAGGAUAUAUUAUGGAGUCAACAGUGUAUUACUAUGCAUUGUUGGAUCUACCAAUUCCGGUAAUCCCGUGGACCAUAGAGCAAGCAAAUAUAUUAAAGCACCAACCGUUUGUGAUGUUACUUCACAAACUCGGUUUUUAUUUGCCAGUAGAUACAGGCAAGAUUUUUGUGCGCAUACCAAAUUUUUGGACAGCUGACUAUGUGUUUAGCAUAGCCCAACAAUUGGGAUCGAUAGACGCAGAAAAACUAAAAUUUGAUAUAAGCAAGGUUCAAGCUGCUAAUAAAGAUAAUAUACAUGAACCAAAAUGUUUUAACUCUGGUUUUAUGUAUGAACCUGGUAAUGAAUUUCCAAUGGACGAUUUUAAACUAGAUCUAUCUGUCGUUCGAUUCGCUCCUCUGUAAGUAUCGGUUUACUAGUAUUUCCUGAAGUAAUAGGUACAAAGUCACAGUAAACAGGACAAGGAAAAAAAUGAACAAACAUUUUUUUGUUUCGCACAAUCGAAUUUAUUCAAAAUAUUCUCCUUCAGAGUUAAUACAGCGAUUUGCACGGAUCAAAAGAUUUUCGAAUUAUGAUUUUAGCUCAUUGAUCGGGAUAUCCUCCAAAAAGGUUGUCGACGCCUUCUGGAUGGCCUCCACGUCGGCAUACCACUGUCCCUUUAUGGCCCAAUGUAGUUUACCGAACAGAAAAUAGUCACACGGUGCCUUAUCAGGAGAUAAUGUUAAAUUCGAAGCAAUUUUUGUUCGGAACAAACCGUGAACACACCUUUCUCACGCCCAAAAUGCGAUCGAUUGAAUCUUUACAGAUUACCUUUUACUUUUUCUAUGUAUCUCAAUUAAGAUUUUGGAUCAUUUUUGAUAAAUUCACGCAAUUUUUCGACGGUUUCUGGCGUAAUCACAAAUUUUGGCUGGCCAACAUGUUCGUCGUCUUCUAACGACUCUUUGAACCGUGUAAACCACUUGUGAACUCGGCUAGAAGAUAAACAAUCACCACCAUACACUUGCAUCGACAUCUGUAAAUGUUUUACCAAGUUUAACAGAGCUUAAUACCAAUGCCAGAAGUAGUUCGAAAGAUGUACCCGAGCAACGCUAGUCUCCUAUAAUAGAUGGCGCUACUUGUACCGGGUAUCUUUUAAAAAUCCUGUUUACUAUGCGACAUUCCUUGUAUACAUAUAAAACUAAUAAACGUGCAAGAACUGCCCAAAAGAUAUUUCGACUCUAAACUCUAUUCUACCUGAAGAUAGCCAACCAUAAAGCGCCCAAAAAGAGAUCUUGGAGAUACUAGCGCCACCUAUGAGACAGUAGCAGAUCCAAACAUUUUUCAAAGUAAAUUUAUUUUUAUACUCUGCUACUGUCUCAUAUAUGGUACUAGAAUCUUACAGAUCGUUUUCGGGCGCCGGUAUAUGGUUGUCUAUCAGUUUAAUCAAUGUUUUUGUAUAAACUUCAAAACAGAAUAAAAACCGACAUUGAUUAUUAUUUGGACAAUUUUUGUACCGCUACAAAUGUUGAUUCUAUUCCAUUACUAACCUCAAUUUUUUAGACCUAACUCUAUCCGUUGGUUUUCAAAUAUCAGAAUGAACACUCCAAUUUUGGAUACAGAUCUUGAUAUUUCUAGCACCACCCCACUGUCGAUCAUCAUUCCCAAACAACCGAUGUUGGGAGACAUUCCUCCGGCACGUUUGGUCAUAGACCCUCCCGUACUGUCCCCUGACAAAGACAGAGCAGAAGACAUGGCGUUGAGCGGGGUCCCUCGGCCAGCACUUGAAGAAGCAACGGACCACCACAUGGAUUGUUCACCACCAUGUGCUAUGUUAGAGCUGGAACGCGCCAGUAACUGUGACACUGCAUCAGUGGCAUCAGACCUUACCAGGAUGUGUGUUAGCGAUGAGGAUGAAAAGGUCACGCUGCUUAAGUCGGCCGACCACCAGAUGGUGUAGAUUUCAUAUUGAUAUUGAAGCCAUCGCUAGUACUGAUCCAGAGUAACAAACGACAUCAACAUAUUAUUCACCUCAUUCGUCUGUCAGUAGCUCAAUUUAUUAUAUGAUAGAGGGUAGAUAAUUUUUACUGUUGUGAAAAGAUCCAAAUAUAUAAUUAUUUUUGUGGUUAGACUAUUAUGUGAUAGAUGAAUUUGUGUACCUACAUUAUAUUAUAUGUAUGUGCAAAUCGUCAAGUUUGAUUUAUUAAUUCACAUUCCCUAUACAAAGUAUAAAUAAUCUAG
This is a messenger RNA of Acanthoscelides obtectus, 6073 nucleotides long. The record is from the annotation of a GenBank genome assembly. NCBI's taxonomy places the organism in Eukaryota, Metazoa, Arthropoda, Insecta, Coleoptera, Chrysomelidae.